CAGACUGGACUGGGUGGGUAGGAUUGUUAUUAUUUUGUAAAACUAAAUAAUCCAAUUUUAUAUGUUAUUAACAAGACAACAAUAAAUAAGAGCUACAAAAAUGGAUCCUAAUAAGCCCAAAAAUGCAUCGGAAGGAAUAGUGCCAAUGGGAAUCACAGCGUUAGAUGAGACUGUGCUGACGAACCAGCCGGAGUCCCGGUAUGAGUGCCCCGUGUGCCUGAACUGGCUCCGGGAGCCCGUCAUCACCACCUGCGGACAUCGAUUCUGCAAAAGCUGUAUCACUUCUUGGUUGCAAAACAGUGGCCAUUGUCCUAUAGACAACAUCAAUCUUACUAUGAAGGUGGACAUCUUUCCUGAUAACUUCACUCGGAGAGAAAUACAAGAACAAAGGAUGUCUUGUCCUUUUUCAGCAAAAGGUUGCACAGUGAAAGUGCCUCCACUAGACCUGGAUGCACACAUAGCACACUGCGAGUACAAUCAGCCGGAGGUGUCGACUCAGCCGGACCUGGUGAUACCGUGCUCGUUCAAGGAGCUCGGCUGCAAGGAGACGUUCCACAGCCAAGACGAGCUGAAUAAGCAUCUGCAGGACGGACUACAGAGCCAUAUGAGUUAUUUAAUGAACGCCUACUCCGAAGUGCGUAUCAACAACGACAUAUCGAACGCGGGUAUGGACGCCAAAGAGCAGGAGGCCAUGAGUCUGUGGGACGCCCCCGAGAAGGGAGGCGGCGAGACGUCCGCACCGCCGCUUAAUAACACGAAUGCGCUUAUAAGAGCCCUCUACGAGCGAGUAGUGAUACUAGAACAACGCAACCGCGAACAAGACAUAGUUAUAGCGAACAUAUCAAAGCAACUAUCCGCCUUUGGCAUGGCAAAACGCAAGCAAAACCACGAUAUGAUUCUUCGUUACUGCAUGGGCAACUACAUAUGGAGGGUAGAUAACUUCAAGGCAAGAUUGGAUGCGAUGCUGCAAGAUCAUACCAAGAUGUUGUAUAGCCCCGGGUUUUAUACUUCGCCUAAUGGCUACAGAUUCUGCAUCCGACUUAACAUAUCUCCUCAAAACACCAGCUGUUUCGCCCUACACCUCCACCUGAUGCAGACAGAAUAUGAUGACUGCCUCGAAUGGCCGUUCAAUGGGCGAAUCUCAAUCGCCAUGAUCAACCAAUACGACUCGGACUUGACCCAACGAGACACUAUGAUGUCAAACACAAAUCUUAUAGCGUUCAGAAAACCAACAGCUGAGAUUUGCCUUAGAGGAUUUGGGUAUACCGAGUAUGCAUUGGUUAAUGAUGUGGUAAGGAAUGGAUUUGUGAAGAAUGAUACGCUUAUUAUAAGGGUGUUUGUGAAGUGCGUAUGACAUGAGGAGUAGGUUUUUGGUUUUUUAAUAUUAUGUUUGGAUCAUUUUUUGUGUUAUAUAAUAAUUGUAUACUGAUAUAGUUUUUAGAGUCCAUUAUACAUACAAAACAGAUAAGACCGGUGUUGAUAAUAAGUAAGAGUACUUUACUUUUUCUAGAAAUUAGUUCACGCUGAGUCUCAAAGUCAAAAUCUCUGCACGUAGGGUAUGAUAAUUAUGUACUUAUCAUAAAUAGUAUUAGUUAGUAUAAAGGUGCAAUAAAACAUUCCUAUGGACAUUCCAUUGUAUUAUAAAAAUUAAAUAGUAUUGAUACGUAAUUACGACCGUCCAUUUACAAUUUUACAUUGUUCUAUACAUAUAUUUAUAUACCUAAGUUGCACAAAGUUUAAUUAAGUUUUAUUUGAAAUUUGUUAUUUAAUUAGAUUUGGUAUUGUUGUUAUACACAAAACUGUGGUGCUAGAGCAAUCAUAUAUUUUAUACUGUCAUAAAUAAAAUUAUUGGAUAAUCUCAAGUACUCAAUGAAGUAGGUAAUAUUCUGAAUAAAGUGUAAAGAAAAAUCUACGGCUUUUAUUAAGUCGGUCAUAGAAAAAAACAGAAUUGAAUUCAGAAUUAAUUUAUUGGUAUGCCUGCUUAUAAAAUAACAGAUUCCACGUUACAUCUAGAUAUCUUAUCAAAAUAUAGGAAUAUACAAUGAUACAAAAAUAGUGUCGAGAGGUCACACUCAUAAAGUAAUAGUAUUUGCAAACCGUUGCUGUGAUCUUCGACUUCACAAGUAUGUUUUACUUAGGAGAUUUUUCUACGAUUGUUAUUGAUGACAUUGGGGUAACUUUCUGAAUGAUUUUCUCAAUACGUCCAAGUUCCUCUAAAUUCUACGGUUUAUCAAAUUCAAAAAUCUUCCGAAGAAACUUCGUUCGCGAAUUAAUUACUUUAUGCCCAAUUCGAAGGCUUAAUUUAUUUCAUUAUUUUUGAAUUACCAAUAACAAAAUGUUGGCUAAUGUACCAAUGGAAUUUGGUAAGAAGUGUUAAGGAAAUCAAUACGAGGUUAUAGAGGGUGGUGACCCGUAAAUAGUGGAUCAACGGUAAAGAAAAAAAAAUCAGAUUCACCCCCUUUCCGUUGGUACACGAUUUAAUGGACACCCUGUAUAGGUACCUAUGUUCCAUAAUGACUUCUCACUAUAAACCCUUUUGACAAAGGCCAUGAUUAUUCAAUGAUAUCGAUUCUGAAGGCAUAAAAUUA
Plutella xylostella (diamondback moth) is the source of this 2588-nucleotide messenger RNA. Its product is annotated as TNF receptor-associated factor 6. Gene Ontology annotation, cellular component: plasma membrane signaling receptor complex. NCBI's taxonomy places the organism in Eukaryota, Metazoa, Arthropoda, Insecta, Lepidoptera, Plutellidae. Gene Ontology annotation, molecular function: protein binding; zinc ion binding; ubiquitin protein ligase activity. Gene Ontology annotation, biological process: regulation of canonical NF-kappaB signal transduction; lipopolysaccharide-mediated signaling pathway; innate immune response. The record is from RefSeq and is a predicted model, not a curated record.